Fusarium coffeatum is the source of this 1641-nucleotide messenger RNA. RefSeq lists its product as uncharacterized. The coding region runs from base 1 to 1641 and encodes 546 amino acids. NCBI's taxonomy places the organism in Eukaryota, Fungi, Ascomycota, Sordariomycetes, Hypocreales, Nectriaceae. The record is from RefSeq and is a predicted model, not a curated record. Gene Ontology annotation, biological process: tRNA pseudouridine synthesis; mRNA pseudouridine synthesis. The transcript has a single exon. Gene Ontology annotation, molecular function: RNA binding; pseudouridine synthase activity. Gene Ontology annotation, cellular component: cytoplasm; nucleus.
AUGUCUGGCGAGUCAAAUUAUCAGUCAUGGACCAAAAACGGUCUCAUCCAAAAAGUCAAAGAGCUUGAAGCAGAACUCAGAAAUCGACCUGCUCCAGAAACAAAACCCGAAAAUGAGAUCCAACCCCAGAACGAAGAGGGAGAUGUGGCCAAAAAGUCAACAAAACCCAAAGGGAAGAGAAAGAUGGACCCCAGCAAGUAUUCAACACGCUACAUCGCCUUGAAACUUGCAUAUCUGGGCAAGAACUACGGUGGUUUUGAGUUCCAAGCUAUGGCGAAUGCUCCGUCUAUCGAGGAGGAGUUGUGGAAUGCUCUUACAAAAGCAUGCCUCAUCUUUCCCAACGAUGAACGUGUCGUCGACUUCGAAUGCUGCGAAUAUUCGAAAUGCGGUCGUACAGAUAAGGGUGUUAGUGCGUUUGGUCAGGUUAUUGGUCUCCGAGUGCGAAGCAACAGACCCCUGCCCAAGAAGCGAAGACGUCUGAGUGAGGCUGGCGAGGCAAUGGUGAUCGAUGAGCAAUCUGCGGAGAACGUGGAAGAAAUGGAAGAUGAGACAUCAACUUUCGACCCCAUCAAGGAUGAACUUCAAUACCCCCGUUUGCUCAACCGUGUUCUACCACCUGAUAUCCGCAUUCUCGCCUGGUGUCCCUCACCACCCCCGGAUUUCUCUGCUCGUUUCUCCUGCCGCGAGCGCCAGUACAGAUACUUUUUUACACAGCCCGCUUUUACACCAGAGCCUAGCGCUGGGGGUGCAAGGAACGGCUGGCUCGACAUUGAGGCAAUGCGAGAGGCAGCUAAGCGCUACGAAGGAGAGCAUGAUUUCCGCAACUUCUGCAAGAUCGACCCUGGCAAGCAGAUCACAAACUUUGUACGAACCAUCUACGAGACCGAUAUCGAAGAGGUUCGAGAUGUGAGCUCAGCCCUGCCGUAUCUUUCCGGGUCACAGUUUGCCCCCACCGAGGGCUUGCCUGCCGACAGCACUGUAUAUCCCAAAGUGUACUCUUUCAACGUUCGAGGUUCUGCUUUCCUAUGGCACCAGAUUCGCCAUAUGGUCGCUGUUCUUUUUCUUGCCGGCCAACGACUGGAGAAGCCUGAUAUUGUAACAACGAUGCUUGAUGUAGCAAACAACCCUUGCAAGCCCAACUAUGUGAUGGCCGAUGAAGUACCCCUUGUACUUUGGGACUGUAUCUUCCCUGGCGAAAAAGAUGCUCCUGUUGAACCAACGGCCAAGAAGACCGAUGGCCUCGACUGGGUGUAUCUGGCGGAUGAUCCAGCACUGAGCAAGCCUGGUCCAUUUGGUGUCAUGGACGGCAUGUGGGCGUACUGGCGAGAGCGCAAGCUAGAUGAGCUGCUCUCGAACCAGCUUCUGCAGCUUGUCUCGACACAGCGCAGUAAGGACCCUUCACGCCAAGUCACACGCCCUGAGCCUACCGGCAAGCAAGCGAGCAGUGUAGUCGUCUAUGAGGGCGGCAACGGUGGACGUAUGGGAGGUCGCUAUGUGCCACUGAUGAAAAAGGAUAAGCUCCAAUCCCCCGAAGAACAGAACGAACGAUAUGCAAUCAGAAAGGGAUAUGCUAGCUCAGAGGAUAUGCGAACACAGAGAGGAAUCGGCAAGCGGAAGGCAGAUGAAGCCAUGGACGAGUAG